UAUUAUAAAUGCUUUCAGAAAGGAUGUAAAAAAAAAGAAAAAGGAAAAAAAACGCCCGAACAGGGACUCGAACCCUGGACCCUCAGAUUAAAAGUCUGAUGCUCUACCGACUGAGCUAUCCGGGCAGACGGUGACGCUAGCGUUAAACGCAUAUUCAAGCCAAGUUCGUAUAACGUGCAUCGCGCAACUUGAAAUGACUUCAAUUAUUAUUAUUGCAGGUAAUUGAAAGGUUAUAAAAUAUGCGUAUGCGAUGAACGCAAAAUUUAGAAAACUGAAGCACUCACCAUCUUGCAGCCAAGUUUCUUGCCUGUAGCCUUGCGGCAUGUACAACUCGUUUCCUGUAAUCAAAAUUAACUUUUCAAAAUAAUAUGCCUUGAUUAAUCGCGCUAUUGAUCGCGAAUUAAAGCAAAUAGUGGGCGGGAGGAAAGGCAAAUACAUUUGUUUGUGUAUACUGAACAUCGAGCGGUGUUUGCCGUAGAUUGACAGGACACGCGGUACGCUUCCGUUAUUUUUGAUUAAUUAUUGAUACGCCCGUGUUUAUUCGAUACGCUCGUUCUGAAAAAAAAGAGAUAGUUUUUCGAUACCUAACACGGUCGGAAUAUCUGUUUUCGAUGGAAAAAAAGCGCGCCUGGUCCAAAUCCGAAAAUCAGCGUGAUCCACGGAGGACAAAGGAAGCGACGAGACAGGCCGCGAAUGAAUCAGAAGCAAAAACAAACCCUUCCGCGUGAACGGGCGCAUAAGAAUGCCGCCGCGCCGCAGAGAGAACUGGGGUGCGUUUAAUGGGCCUUCAAGAUUCUCCAUGGGUAGCCACUCGGCGGUAACCUCGUUUCGUUCCACGGCAAAAUCCAGUUCGACGCGGAUCGAAUCUACUUCAGCUACAGCUCAUUGCCCGACUAUAACGCGAUACUCUCUUCUCCGCAAAGACACUCCGAGUGUUCGCAGUGUCAUUGGAUGUCGCAUUAAGUCCGUGUCCCUCGCAACAAAUUUACGAUCGUGGAGCAUGGAUUGCACAUGUGAACUACAUAGAAAGACAGAUAUGCCGAAUGUGAAAAGACGAACAAGAGAGAAAGAAGGAAGGAAAGAGGGAAAAAGAGAGAAAGCGGGGAGCGAUCAGCGGUACUUCCAUUCCGUCGUGGUGGCGUUUCAAUAUUUCUGAAUCGUCGUGUCGAAAAGUGGAUCGAGCCGAUGGAGUGGGGACGUAACGCGAUUAUGAUAGAGAAAUUGCGGCAUUAUAGGCAGUGAUUGAGUUAGGUGGAGGUGGUCCAUCCCGAGCGAGAGCGGUGGCUUCACACCGUGGCAUGCCAAUACUAGAUAUAAAGUGUCAAUCACUGCAGCCAGACGCAGGCUGGGGUUGUUCGGCGACUCUCCUCGACGGGGACACCGAAGAGGGAGGUUCCACUGCGAGGACACCCCAGGGAAGUCUUUGCGGUGAUAACACGUCACUUAUUGAAUCUUGUAUUGGGGAAUUGACGUUGCGUUUCUAGGUCAAGGCUAGGAUACUCGGUCCGGAAGAAGAGAUGUCAUUGCGAAGAAGAAUUAUCGCGGCGCGAAUUAAUUUAUUCUAUCGCAAGGUUGAGCAAACAUUUCGCAACUUAUUCUAAAAUUUUUGUAUCUAUGUAACAUUUAGAAGUAACAUGUAUCAGAUAAACGCAAUGGUUUUUGAAGCAGAAGAUAUCAUGAAGAUUAUCGUUGAUUGCAAGAAUUAAAAAGAAAAUCAAAGACUUUUCAUUGAACUCUCUCUCUUUCUCUCUUUCUCUCUCACACUCAAAGUUAUUCUAUAUAUAUAUAUAUGUAUAUAGUGCAAAUGUAGUCAUAAAAGUGAUAAAGACGGAUACAGACUUGUUGCGUAUCCGCAUAUCAUCACGAUACAGUAUCAAGCUCAAUGGCAAUGCUUAUCAUCUUCUCCGUAUCAUUGUAUCAUAUUUGAUACAGAAAAAAAAGAACAUUCUUGUUUUGAGAAUAUAUUUUAAAC
Molecule: messenger RNA, 1972 nt
Organism: Solenopsis invicta (red fire ant)
Lineage: Eukaryota; Metazoa; Arthropoda; Insecta; Hymenoptera; Formicidae
Exons: 2
Coding region: 743-1156 (137 amino acids)
Source: RefSeq, a predicted model, not a curated record